GGACGGACGGCAGCCCCCCUUGACGCGCGCCGCUGAGCAGCCCUGCGAAAUGCCAAACUUUGAGGCCGCCUCGUCUACCGUUUCUCACGACCCCGGGCAUGGUGCUGGUCAAGAUGGCAUGCGUGUGCUGGAAUCUGCUGGUGCUCCACGCGUUUCUGGUCCACGGGGCGGAGAGAAGCUCCCCCAUCCUGAACGUUGCGGUCAUUUUGGGGAGGACUCCGAGCGUCACGGAAAGAGACCUCCGUGCUCUCAGCAGCCGGGAUGUGGCCGGGGGGCUCCCCACUGACGUGAACGUGGUGCCCCUCCUGAUCAACCAGACCGACCCCAAGAGCAUCAUCACCCACAUCUGCGACUUGAUCUCGGGCACCAAGAUCCACGGGGUGCUUUUCGGAGACGACAGCGGCCAGGAGGCCGUGGCCCAGAUCCUGGAUUUUAUCUCCUCCCAGACUCUGAUCCCCAUCCUGGGCAUCCACGGAGGCUCCUCCAUGAUCAUGGCAGAGAAGUCCUUCAGGCUUCGUCCCAGGAAACGGCAAACGGCGCUUGAGGACGUGGCUUUUGGGGUGCCUGAACAUUGUGCAAAGGGCUGGGGCAAGACAGAAGACCCACAAAUUGAACGAAGUGGGAUCUUCGGCCUCAAAGCUCUGAUAGGGAGCACCAGGGAACCCUAG
Molecule: messenger RNA, 668 nt
Organism: Thamnophis elegans (Western terrestrial garter snake)
Lineage: Eukaryota; Metazoa; Chordata; Lepidosauria; Squamata; Natricidae
Product: glutamate receptor ionotropic, NMDA 2A-like
Exons: 3
Coding region: 99-668 (189 amino acids)
Source: RefSeq, a predicted model, not a curated record